GGCGCUGCACGCCGCCCGCUCGGUCCCACACAAAGAGGAGGGCGGCUGUGGCGGCCACGGCUCCCGCCCGCAGCCCACCGGCUCCGCGGCACCACAUGGCGGUAGUGGUGCGGGCGCGCCCGGCGCCGCCUCCGCGAAGCUAGGCCAGGGCGACCCGCGGCUCCCGCCUCUACUCGCUGCUCUCCCGCCCGGCCCGGCUGACCUCGUCCGUCCCCGCCGCCCGCGGGAGGAGCGGAGCGGGGCCCUGCACGGCCCCGCCAUGCUGCCGCCGGGCCGCCGCGCUCUCUGUCGUCCACCACGCCGCCGUCGCCCGGCCGAGCUCCUGCCCGCGCUCCUGCUCUUGACGGCGCUGGGGGGCGGCGGUGGCGCCGCGCUGCCCCCAGGCUGCAAGUACGACGGUCGCCCCAAGAGCGCCGGCAAAGCGUCGGCGGCCGGUGCCCCGGUGGAGGUGAAAGUAGUUUGCAGCAACUUGGAGCUCGCUCAGGUUUUGCCUCCCGAGACGCUGCCUAACCGGACGGUCACCCUGAUCCUGAGUAACAAUAAAAUAACAGAGUUGAAGAAUGGCUCUUUCUCUGGAUUACACCUUCUUGAAAGAUUAGACCUCAAGAACAACCUUAUUAGUACGAUAGAUCCAGGAGCUUUUCUGGGGCUUUCAUCUCUGAAAAGACUAGACUUAACUAAUAACAGAAUAGGCUGCCUGAAUGCAGAUAUAUUUAGAGGACUUGUAAAUCUUAUUAGAUUGAAUCUUUCUGGAAAUCAGUUUUCUACACUUACACAGGGAACAUUUGAUCAUCUUGGUUCACUAAAGUCUCUAGAAUUUCAGACUGAUUAUCUUCUUUGUGAUUGCAACAUACUGUGGAUGCAUCAAUGGUUAAAAGAAAGAAACAUAACUGUACGUGAAACUAAAUGUGCCUAUCCCAAGUCACUUCAGUCACAGACAGUGACUGGUGUUAAGCAGGAGCUUCUAACCUGCGAACCGCCACUUGAAUUACCAUCUUUCUAUAUGACUCCAUCUCACCGUCAGGUUGUGUUUGAAGGAGAUAGCCUACCCUUCCAGUGUAUGGCUUCAUAUAUUGAUCAAGAUAUGCAAGUCUUGUGGUAUCAGGAUGGAAAGAUAGUGGAAACUGAUGAGUCCCAGGGUAUUUUUGUUGAAAAAAACAUGAUUCAUAACUGCUCUCUGAUUGCAAGUGCUCUGACAAUCUCAAACAUUCAGGCUGGCUCCACAGGAAACUGGGGUUGCCAUGUACAAACCAGACGUGGGAAUAACACAAGGACAGUAGACAUUGUGGUGUUAGAAAGUUCUGCGCAGUACUGCCCUCCAGAGAGGGUUGUGAACAAUAAAGGGGAUUUCAGGUGGCCUAGAACAUUGGCAGGCAUCACAGCAUACCUGCUGUGUACACGGUAUUCUGCUGGCAGUGGGAUAUAUCCUGGCAACUCACAAGAUGAGAGAAGAGCCUGGCGCAGAUGCGACAGGGGAGGGUACUGGGCCGAAGAGGACUACUCCAGGUGCCAGUAUGCAAAUGAUGUGACUAGAGUUCUUUAUAUGUUCAAUCAGAUGCCGCUCAACCUUACUAAUGCAGUGGCAACAGCAAGACAGCUCUUGGCUUACACUGUUGAAGCAGCAAAUUUUUCUGAUAAGAUGGAUGUUAUUUUUGUGGCUGAAAUGAUAGAGAAAUUUGGAAGAUUUGCUGAAAAAUAUAAAGAGCUUGGUGACGUGAUGGUGGACAUAGCAAGUAACAUUAUGUUAGCCGAUGAACGUGUUCUGUGGAUGGCACAAAGGGAAGCCAAGGCUUGCACUAGGAUUGUACAGUGUCUACAGAAAAUUGCUAUGUAUCGGCUUGCAAAUGGAGCUCAAGUUUAUUCUACUUAUUCUCCAAAUAUUGCUCUUGAGGCUUACGUAAUAAAGGCUGCUGGUUUCACUGGGAUGACAUGCACCGUAUUUCAGAAAGUGGCUACAUCAGACCGUACAGGACUCAGUGAUUAUGGGAGAAGAGAUCCAGAUGGAAAUCUAGAUAAACAAUUAAGCUUUAAGUGCAACGUUUCAAAUACACUGUCAAGUCUGGCUUUAAAGAACACAGUUGUAGAGGCUUCUAUCCAGUUGCCAGCUUCUCUCUUCACCCAAAAGCAAAAAAGAGAAAUCAGACCAGCAGAUGAAUCUGUCUGCAAGCUUCAGCUUAUUGCAUUUCGCAAUGGAAAGCUUUUUCCAGCAACAGGAAAUUCCACAAAUCUGGCUGACGAUGGGAAACGUCGUACAGUUGUAACACCAGUUAUUCUUACCAAGAUAGAUGGUUUAAACCUAGCCAGUCACCACGUUCCUAUAAAUGUGACACUGCGGCGCAUUGCACAUGGAGCAGAUGCUGUUGCAGCUCAGUGGGACUUUGAUCUACUGAACGGACAAGGGGGAUGGAAAUCUGAUGGUUGCCGCAUUCUUCUGUCCGAUGAAAACAUUACUACCAUUCAGUGCUACUCCCUCAGCAACUAUGCUGUUUUAAUGGACUUGACGGGAGCUGAAUUAUAUACGCAGCCAGCUGAUCUUUUGCACCCAGUAAUUUAUGCCACUGCCGUGGUUUUGCUAAUGUGUCUGUUGAUGAUCAUAGUCAGUUACAUAUACCAUCACAGUGUGAUCAGGAUCAGUGUGAAAAGCUGGCAUAUGCUAGUUAACCUGAGCUUUCAUAUUUUCCUGACAUGUGUGAUGUUUAUUGGAGGCAUAACUCAGACCAGGAAUGCCAGCAUUUGCCAAGCAGUUGGGAUAAUUCUCCAUUAUUCCACUCUUGCGACAGUACUGUGGCUGGGAGUGACAUCUCGUAAUAUUUACAAGCAAGUAACCAAAAAAGCAAAAAGAUGUCAAGAUCCUGAUGAGCCACCUCCUCCACCCAGACCAAUGCUGAGGUUCUACCUUAUUGGUGGAGGGAUCCCUAUCAUAGUCUGUGGAAUAACAGCAGCAGCAAACAUCCGAAAUUAUGGCAGCAGACCUAAUGCUCCUUAUUGCUGGAUGACGUGGGAGCCUAGCUUAGGAGCAUUUUAUGGACCAGCUAGCUUUAUAAUUUUCAUCAACUGUAUGUAUUUUCUCAGCAUAUUCAUACAACUAAAACGUCACCCUGAACGUAAAUACGAACUUAAGGAACCUGUUGAGGAGCAGCAGCGUCUGGCCACCAGUGAACACGGAGAACUGGCUCAUCAAGAUUCGCUGUCGGUGUCACUAGUUUCCACAUCGGCUUUGGAGAACGAGCACAGUUUUCAAUCACAGCUGCUGGGAGUGGGCCUGACUUUGCUUUUGUAUGUUGCUUUGUGGAUCUUUGGAGCUCUGUCAGUUUCCCUGUAUUAUCCCAUGGACCUGAUCUUCAGCUGUUUUUUUGGGGCAACGUGUUUAGGCUUCAGUGCCUUCCUUAUGGUGCACCAUUGCAUUAACAGGGAAGAUGUAAGGCACGCUUGGAUAACGACUUGCUGCCCUGGAAGGAGUACAUAUUCAGUGCAAGUAAAUGUGCAGCCAGCCAGUUCCAGUGGAAGCAAUGGAGAAGCCCCUAAGUGCACUAACAGUAGUGCAGAAUCUUCAUGCACAAAUAAAAGUGCAUCAAGCCUAAAAAAUUCUUCUCAAGGUUGUAAACUAACUAACUUGCAAGCUGCAGCAGCUCAGUGCCACCCUACUUCUCUGCCAUUGAGCACAGGUCCUCAGCUUGAUAACAGCCUCACUGAACAUUCAGUGGAUAACGAUAUCAAAAUGCAUGUAGCUCCCUUAGAGGUACAGUUUCGGACAAAUGGACACCCAAGUCGGCACCAUAAGAACAGAAGCAAGGGGCAUCGUGCUAGCAGGCUUGCAGUGUUGAGAGAAUACGCGUAUGAUGUUCCCACAAGUGUGGAAGGAAGUGUGCAAAACGGCUUACCUAAAAGUCGACAAAGCAACAUCGAAGGGCAUUCAAGGAGCCGAAGAGCCUACUUGGCAUAUAGAGAACGUCAGUAUAACCAGUCCCAACAAGACAGCAGUGAUGCUUGCAGUACGCUUCCAAAAAGUAGCAGAAAUACUGAAAAAACAAUAGCUACCAACAACAAAAAAGAUAUUCUGAGGAAACCCAUAGCGGUUGAACUUGAAAACCAACAAAAAUCUUAUGGCUUAAAUUUAGCCAUUCAGAAUGGACCACUUAAAAGCAGUGGACAGGAUGGACCCUUGCUCACUGCAGACGGUACUGGUAAUAUUAGAACUGGGUUAUGGAAACACGAAACUACUGUGUAGCGGCAUAAUUCAUUGAGGGAUGAAUCCAUACAAACUGUGAUUACACAUUCCUUAAAGCUGUUAACACUUUCGAAGACUGUUUACAAACUCUAGGUACUUUAUGCAGGGAGGGAACAAAGAUAACCUACCAAGCAAAAGACUAUCCUUUAUUAUCUUUGCUGUUCUUACAAAGAUGAACUGUUGGUAUUUUGUGACUUUUUUUGGAAGCAUCAGUCUUGAGGGAUGCAGAACACAGCUUUGUACAUUUUUAUUUUUUACCUGUAACCCUGCAGAUGUGUCCACAACACAUUUCAAAUUUGUAUUUAAAUGUAUAAUAAAUAGUAUUUUCCCCAGCA
Strigops habroptila (Kakapo) is the source of this 4563-nucleotide messenger RNA. RefSeq names its product adhesion G protein-coupled receptor A3 (gene ADGRA3). Gene Ontology annotation, biological process: G protein-coupled receptor signaling pathway; cell surface receptor signaling pathway. Gene Ontology annotation, cellular component: plasma membrane; external side of plasma membrane. The record is from RefSeq and is a predicted model, not a curated record. Lineage: Eukaryota; Metazoa; Chordata; Aves; Psittaciformes; Psittacidae. Bases 260 to 4228 code for a protein of 1322 amino acids. The transcript has 19 exons. Gene Ontology annotation, molecular function: protein binding; G protein-coupled receptor activity.